Eremomyces bilateralis CBS 781.70 is the source of this 1986-nucleotide messenger RNA. RefSeq lists its product as uncharacterized. Gene Ontology annotation, molecular function: protein binding. NCBI's taxonomy places the organism in Eukaryota, Fungi, Ascomycota, Dothideomycetes, Eremomycetales, Eremomycetaceae. The transcript has 2 exons. Bases 1 to 1986 code for a protein of 661 amino acids. The record is from RefSeq and is a predicted model, not a curated record.
AUGGCGAAGACACACGCUCAGUUCGUUCGUUCUGAACGGAAUGCUUCAACAAGUUAUUCCUCCCCAAACGGUGUUCAUAUGGCCAAGAUAUAUCCACUCAAAUCCCCAAAUGGCUCGAAUAUCAUCGUCUACGGUCACGAUUCUGGCAUCAAGGUUCUCUGGCAUGGUGGCCGACCUCACAAACGACCGCGGACCGACAGCCACAACCGCACAUCGGAUGCUUCUGGCCUAGGGGCUUCCACGGAGAAUGCAUUCAUGAUACUGGAUUCUGACGAGGAAAACUCCCCCGAGCCAGCGGUUGUGGUGCCACCGGCCGAAUUUGAGACUGAGGAACCCGAGUGGGAUCCCUCCGAGCCAUAUCCACAUGUUGUGCAAGAGAUGGAUAUAUCAGUAGGCGCCGAAGUGAUGGACAUCGCUUUCCCGCCUAUUCCUGUUUCCGGGCUCCGCGAUCUGCGCAUCAUGCCCUCACUAUUUGAGCGCAAGGUGGUGGUUACUGUGGCGUGCUCCGAUUCAUAUUUGCGCAUAUACAGCUUCCCACUUGUACCUCCCACGGAUGAACAACUGCUGGCUGGCAAAUCUGCUUUAAGAAUCUCCGUGGUACACCUGGGUGGUCCCCUUGGCCAUCAGCAGGCGCCGAACUCGGUAUCGAUGACAUGGACUUCACGGGACAUUCAUCACGCGGCAAGCCAAUCGGAAAUUGGGCCGGAUGUUGUCGAGGAAGAUGGCUAUGCUACCGAGCGACCAGCAGGCGAACCUCGGGGUGGAAAAUCGCAAACGGAACCGAUGCAAUUCGACUUGCUCCUCGCAUCCUGCUCGGACGAAGUGAGCGGACUCUUACUGUUGUUCCGCGUUCCCAUCGACCCGGAGAAUGAUGACUUGGAGUCCGCUCCUCCUUUCCAACGGCUCUACCUCUCCCGUGCAGCGCUCAAGGUGUUCUUUAGCCCGACGAUCUUCCCUUCCAAGCGACAUUCGUAUCUGAUGGUGGUGGAAAGACAAGGUUCGGUCCGGAUCUACGACCCCUUCUCGCAGCUGCGUCGCGAUACGGGGAACAGACAACAAAACAUCGAUAAUCCAUCACCGCGACACGGUGCUUGGCUCAUGACAUAUUCCACGCGGUACGCUGCCUCUGGAUCUCCCAGGCUAGCCGCACCGGGAUCAGUCCAACGGAAAAACGUCCUCGACGCGCAAUGGGUUCUCAAUGGAACGGGGAUCUUUGCCCUUCUACCAGAUGGGCAGUGGGGUGUGUGGCGCCGUGACCUUGACAUACACGGUAGCGGACGACCGGCGACGACGCUAUCCGAGUUUGCGUUGAGUGGGCGCUUGCGAAUUCCAAAAGAUAUCGGUUCUCCGCCGUCGAUUUCGAAGCCGCAAUUCGUCAGUGGAGGCCGACCAUCGCUCGCUCCCAUGACGCCGAAUACUCGCAAAACAAAGCAAACAUCGCUCUUCAGUAGCGGAAGUUCGGACACCCGCCAUCUUCCUCGAGGAGGCAUCUCCGUGUCGCAGUACCCGACUUUGAGUGGGAUGGGCUAUGACGAGUCCGUCGUGCUGUGGUACGGUGAUCAUGUCUAUGCGAUUCCUAGUUUCAACGGGUUCUGGAACCGGGCCAAGUCGAAGGGGUCGACGAAGGGAAACAUCCUCAGUGUACAGACUCCCUCUCCGCCAAUCGUGGAUCUGAGGGUCGACGGCAGUUCCCUGGUAGGCGUGGGCCAGUUUCCGGCGGUCAAGAGGUCCGACGGCCAAACCGAGGCCUCGCAACGGGACCUGUUGGUGGUGGAUGCGAGACAAUUCGUCGUAUGGUCGCCCAGCAGCUUUCAGAGCGCGCUACACCGAGGCAACGAGACGCUUGAAAGUGAAGAGGAGGACUACGACAUGGUUGAUGAGACCCUCCUCGAUCGUUCGGAGUUGGAUGUGGGAGGAAUCGAUCGGUACCUAGAUAUAUUGGGUCAAAAGCCGCCUCCGGGCCGGCGAGUGGGAUUUGCAGCGUGA